Molecule: messenger RNA, 1307 nt
Organism: Mytilus trossulus (common blue mussel)
Lineage: Eukaryota; Metazoa; Mollusca; Bivalvia; Mytilida; Mytilidae
Product: transmembrane protein 17-like
Exons: 4
Coding region: 26-637 (203 amino acids)
Biological process (GO): non-motile cilium assembly
Cellular component (GO): ciliary transition zone
Source: RefSeq, a predicted model, not a curated record
UGACAUACCCCGCUAAAAGGUAAACAUGGAUUCUCCACUGUUGGGGAGAUCUCUAAGAAAAACGGUCACAUCAUUCACUGACGUGUUGUUUCCCAUAUCAAAAGAUGCACAGGAUCCACAACAAUACCAACUGAAAAAGACAGGAAAUGAAUAUGUUACAAAUCUGCCCCUACAGAUGGCGCUUUUCUUUAAUAUUUUCUAUGCUCCAUUCUGGUUAACAGCGACACUGGUCACAUUUGAAGUGAAGUUUUCUUACUUGUCAACCUUAUAUCUGAUAUUACUGAUAGCCAUAUAUGUAGUGUUUACCAUAAUGGAGGUCGUCAGAUUAUAUGUUGGUUUUGUUGGCAACUUAGCAGAAAGGGUACCAGAGUUGGCUGGUUCCUGGUUGUUGACAGUACUGAUUCAGUUACCACUCAUAUUACUUCUACUUUUCAACACUCAGCCUUUACUGUUACCAUUUGAGCGUGCUGUACAUAUUGUAGAAGCCAUGUUUGUAGUGUUUGAAGCAAUUUGUGGCUACUUUGCUAUCAGGACAAUGGUUAAUUAUCAAGUCACAAAAUUCCAUUUAAAACAAUUUACAGACUUAGAAAAUAUAACUGAUGAUGACUAUUGGCAGGAUAGAUAUGAUUACUCAUAGCAGCAUUGAAUGUUAGAAAAUAAUAGGACAUAUUAUAUGACACCAUUUUAUAAUGGUCUGAAGGUCUAUAUUGUUAAGAAAAAUAUAAGAACACAUUGCAUAUAAAUCAUAUUGAUUAAGAAACUGAAAGACAUCUUUGUUUGAUUUAAGAAGGAAAGAAGCUACAGUAGAAUCUUACUUACACUUUUGUAAAAUAAAAUAUAAUAUUUAGAAGUUUGGUAUUGCAUACUUUCAGCAACAAGCAUAUGUAAUGAAAGUUAUUUAAGAAAUAUGUAUUUUUCUCAGCAAAUGGUGUAUUUUAUCUUCAUUGUCUCCGUCCAAAAUAUUUUUUACAGUAAGUUUAACAUUGAAUAUUCAUAGGCGGACCCAGGGGGGCCAGUCCCUCCCUUUUCAUGGGUAAAAUUUGGUUACUUAUAUAGGGAAUCACUGAAGCAUGACUGGAGCGGGCUCACCCUUAGGUCAGUCAGGGGCCCCCCCUUAUGGAAAGUGCUGGAUCUGCCACUGAUAUUAGAUAAACAAAUUUUACUAAGUAUGCUGUAUGAUUUAUUGUAGAAUACCUUUUGUCACUAUUUUCAUAGUGCUAUUCUGAAAAAAGGGUGUUUGUAAAAAAUAAUGCAGAAAGAGAAAGUUUAUCAAGUUUAUGGUAAAACAUUUUUUUUUUAUGAAUGUA